Molecule: messenger RNA, 676 nt
Organism: Petromyzon marinus (sea lamprey)
Lineage: Eukaryota; Metazoa; Chordata; Hyperoartia; Petromyzontiformes; Petromyzontidae
Product: ubiquitin-conjugating enzyme E2 L3-like
Source: RefSeq, a predicted model, not a curated record
GUGACCCCACUCACCCCACUCCCACCUCACCGGAAGUUGACCGCACUGCCUUGUGGGUGCCCGUGUGACGUCGGGAGGCGGGUCCAGGCGGACCACCAAGAUGGCGGCGACCAGGCGACUCUUUAAGGAGCUCACAGACAUCCGUCUGUCAAACUGCAAGAAUUUCCAGAACAUCAUUGUGGAUGAGACUAAUCUCUUAUUUUGGCAGGGUCUCAUCGUCCCGGAGAAAGCCCCUUACGACAAGGGAGCUUUCAAAAUCGAGAUCAGCUUCCCGCCCGAGUAUCCCUUCAAGCCUCCGAAGAUCAACUUCAGGACGAAGAUUUAUCACCCCAAUGUCGACGAGAAGGGACAGGUCUGCCUACCCAUCAUCAGCGCGGAGAACUGGAAACCCGCCACCAAGACUGACCAGGUGAUCCAGUCGCUGAUUGACCUGGUGAACCAUCCUGAACCUGAGCACCCCCUGCGCGCCGACCUUGCGGAGGAGUUCAGCAAGGACCAGAAAAAGUUCCUGAAGAACGCCGAAGAGUUCACCAAGAAGCACGGCGAGAAGAGACCCACACAGGACUGACGCACCACCUAGCACCACCUAGCACCACCUAGCACCACCUAGCACCACCCAGCACCACCCAGCACCACCCAGCACCACCCAGCACCACCUACCACCACCUAGCACCAC